Messenger RNA from Lolium rigidum, 1831 nucleotides. RefSeq names its product probable folate-biopterin transporter 8, chloroplastic. Bases 85 to 1638 code for a protein of 517 amino acids. The transcript is spliced from 2 exons. The record is from RefSeq and is a predicted model, not a curated record. Gene Ontology annotation, cellular component: membrane. NCBI's taxonomy places the organism in Eukaryota, Viridiplantae, Streptophyta, Magnoliopsida, Poales, Poaceae.
GCGCGGCCUCUGUCGCCUCCGGAACGCUCCUUCUCCCGCCGCGACGCUUUCUCCAACCCACCUUUUCCCCGGCUUCGCCUCUGCAUGUCCUAUUCCUCCCCGUCGGCGUCCGAAAUGCUCUGCCUCUCGCCGUGCGCGCCGUGCCCCCAUCGGCCAUCCGCAAGGGCCUCGACCUCCGUCGCUGAUAACACGCACCGCGUAACGCUGCGCCUCGGCACGCCAACCCCGCGGCGAUGCCGGCUCGGGAAGUUCCAGGGCUGCUCCGCUGCGGCGACAACCGCGCCUAUGGAAAAGGCGGCGCCGCCGCGGACGACAGCGGAGAGGUGGGGGUCGUUGCGAGAGAUGCGGCGGGUGUGGUGGGUGUGCGGGAUGGGGUACUGGGUGCAGGGCUUCCGGUGCUUCCCGUGGCUAGCGCUCAAUUUUCACCUCACGCGCGGGCUCGGGCUCAGCCCCGUCGCGCUCCAGCUCGUGCAGAACGCCGGCAGCCUCCCGCUCGUCGCCAAGCCGCUCUUCGGGGUUCUCUCCGACGCUAUAUACAUCGGCCACCAGCACCGACUCCCCUACGUCUCAGCUGGAGCAUUCCUGCAGCUUAUUGCUUGGGGGACACUUGCUAUCAUGCCGGUUACGGGUGACACAUUUACAACUGAAAUGGUAUGCAUUCUGAUUGGAAAUCUCGGAGCAUCUGUGACGGAAGUUGUAAGUGAUGCUGUUGUCACGGAGUUUAGUAGAACACAGAAGAAAGGUGUACUACAAUCUUAUGCAUUCAUAGGUCUUGCAGCUGGAUCCCUCCUAGGGAACUUGUCAGGUGGAUACGUUCUGCUGAGAACACAAGAACCAAAGACUAUGUUCACAGCAUUCUCAGUCCUCCUUGGCCUUCAACUAGCACUCUCCAUGAGUACAAAAGAAACACUGCCAAGUUCCCACGGCAACUCCAACAGUCUUCUUGUCAGAAGUUCUUUGUCGGUCAAUCUUCGCAAGCAAUUCUCGAACUUAAUGACAGCAGUCCGCAAGGAAAGGAUAUUUUACCCACUUGCAUGGAUCAUGACUUCGUUUGCUGUUGUGCCUAGUUUUUCUGGAACGAUGUUCUGCUUUCAAACACAGUAUCUGAAGCUUGAUCCAUCAAUCAUCGGUCUUUCAAAAGUAAUGGGACAGGUCAUGGUCGUAUCUCUAACUGUACUUUACAACCGCUAUCUUAAACAGAUCCCUUUGAGGCGCCUUGUGUGGGGAGUUCAGAUAAUGUAUGCUUUCGCAGUUCUGUCAGAAUUGAUUCUAGUGAAGCAAGUGAACCUUAUGUUGGGAAUACCGAACGAGAUAUAUGUCCUCUGUUUCUCAGCUCUUGCUGAGGCAAUUGCUCAAUUCAAGGUCCUGCCAUUCUCGAUUUUGUUAUCAAGCCUCUGCCCACCUGGUUGUGAAGGUUCGCUCUUUGCUUUCUUCACGUCUGGGUUGGUGCUUUCAGCAAUACUAAGUGGCGUGUAUGGCGUUGGGUUGUCUGCCCUGAUUGGUUUGUCUGCUAGGGACUACUCGAACUUGCCUUUGGGUAUUCUGCUGCAAAGUUUGGCUGCAUUGUUACCCUUAGCGUGGAUAUCUUUUGUACCUGAAAACUGGACUGGGGAUGAGAAGAUUGUAAAGCAAAGAUGAGCACAUUGACAUCAGAUGUAGCAUAACAUUAAAGAUCUGGAUAGCUUUUUUUUUUGAGAAUUAAAGAUCUGGAUAGCUAAUGAGUGACACUGUACAGGACUUUCCCCCCAGGGAACUCUAUGGAAUUACAUGUAUAGGUAUCCAAAGGUGAUCUUUCUUCACAUCAAUGUACUGCGUAUAGCUCAAAUGGUUU